AUGCAUGACCUUAUCAAUGAUUUGGCUAGAUUUGUUGCAGGAAAAUAUUGUCUCAGGUUGGAAGAUCACUACCCUGGCCAUGGCACCACAGCUAGAGUACGUAACUUCACAUAUUUUCCCAGUGAGUAUGACACAUUUGAUAAGUUUAAACUCUUGAGGGAGGGCAAGAAUUUAAGAGCAUUUCUCCCCGUUGGUAUGUAUCGAUCUGCUACUGGAAGAAUAAGCAACAAAUUUGUACAUGAUAUGUUGCCCACAUUCAAGUCUUUCAUGGUUCUGUCUUUGUACAAUAGAAGUAUAAUUAAGUUGCCCUACUCAAUCAGUGGUUUGAAGCGAAUACGAAUCCUAGAUCUGUCUCGUACGCACAUAGAAAAGCUAUCGGAUUGGAUAUGUACCCUGUACAGUCUACAAACAUUGUUGUUGUCAUAUUGCAAGAACCUUGAAGAGUUGCCCAAAGAUCUGGGGAAGUUAAUUAAUUUGUAUUACCUAGAUGUUAGUGGAGCUCUGCUCAAGAAAAUGCCAAUACAAAUGGAUAGAUUGACAAACCUUCAAGUUUUAACUACUUUUGUGGUAGGCAAGGACUGUGGUUCAGCAAUCAAGGAGCUGGGCCAGCUUCCUAUGCUUGGCGGUAAUUUACUCCUUUAUGGGUUGGAAAAUGUUUCUGGAGGGAGAGAAGCAUCAAUGGCAAACAUGAAGGGAAAGAAACACCUUAAAAGUUUAACUCUAGAGUGGAAAGGUGAUAUUAAUGAUUCACAAGUUCCGAGAGAUGUGCUUGAGAGUCUAGAGCCUCAUUCAAGUAUAAAUCAUUUGAAAAUCAAUGGAUAUCAUGGGACAAGAUUUCCUAAAUGGCUGGAAACCCCUUCAUUUUGCAGUAUAGAGUCCUUGAGUCUGUCCAACUGUGCAUAUUGCUUUCACUUGCCUGCACUUGGGCAGAUUCAGUCCUUGAAAUCUCUUGAAAUUGUUGGAAUGAGUAAUAUAUCAGCCUUUACUGAAGACAUGUAUUUUGGUAACAAUUGUGAAAUCGAACCUUUUCCAUCUCUCCAAAAAUUCAAAAUUGAGAAUAUGCAAGAUUUGGAGAGAUGGGAUAUUCCAGAAUGUGAAGUUUUUUGUAGUCUUGAAAAGCUCUAUUUAAUCGAUUACCCCAAACUCAAUGCAAAAUUGCCCAAACAACUUUUGUCGCUACGAAAACUUGAGAUUUCUGGAUGCGACAAUCUUGUGCUCUCUAAUGGUCGGUUGAGUAUCUUUGACAGUGACAUUCAACAACUCUCAUCUCUUUGUAAAUUAAAGAUUUCACGCAUGGAGCAUUUGAAAGAGUUGUCCCCAGAACUGAACAAGUUAGACUCCCUUGAGAGGUUGGAAAUUAGUGAUUGUGGGUCUCUCAUAUCGUUUCCCUUGGGUAACCUACCUACCUCACUGGAAAAACUUGUAUGCAAUGGUUGUGGCGGUUUUGAAUCAGAAAGCGCAAGUUACCAACCUGUUUCCCUCCUUGAGGAGUUGAAAUGCAAGAAUUGCAACUCUCUCAAAGUUGUCUCGCUUGGCUUGUUCCCUACGCUAAAAGUUGUUCAGGUUAAAGACUGCAAGCGUAUGGAGGUGCUCUCAGUUCCUCCAUGCAGGAUUGGGAAUGGAAGUGGUACUCUUAACUUCUCUGCAAUGCUUAAAGAUCUGGGACUGUGGUAA
Messenger RNA from Coffea arabica (coffee), 1674 nucleotides. NCBI's taxonomy places the organism in Eukaryota, Viridiplantae, Streptophyta, Magnoliopsida, Gentianales, Rubiaceae. The record is from RefSeq and is a predicted model, not a curated record.